AUGGAUCCAAAUCAAUUCCGAAUGUUCUUGGAACAUCAGACAAAUUUAGUUACGCAACUAAUGAGUGCUAUAACAACGUCAGCACAAAGCAGAAAUCAACCGGAGCUUCAACCAAAGCCCAUAAAUGUUCCUGUUCCGCAGCCUUCACCGUUAGCAGUUGAAGGUGAUAUGGCAGAAAAUUUUGAGUUUUUCGAGAAGAGAUGGGAUAAUUAUUCGAAAGCUAUUGCCAUGGAUAAAUGGCCCGCUACGGAGAACGCUAGAAAAGUCAACUAUCUACUGUCUGUGAUAGGAGAGCAAGCAAGGAAGAAGUACUUCAACUUCGAGUUGUCUCCAGCAGAGCAAAUGGAUCUACGAGCAGCGCUAACAGCGAUAAAGGCCAAGGUGAUAGUCAAAAGAAACGUGAUAGUUGACCGCCUCGAUUUUUUUUCCGCCGUGCAAUUGGUUGAAGAGUCCAUAGACGAUUUUAAUUCUAGACUCAAACUGCUAGGGAAGGUAGCGAUGCUUGGGGAUAUGGAAAAAGAAUUGAUCACGUACAAGAUCGUAACCGCUAACAAGUGGCCGCAAUUGAGAACCAAAAUGCUUACUAUUCCGGAAAUUGAUCUGGAGAAAGCCAUCGAUCUGUGCCGUGCCGAACAAAUUGCAACUAAAUGUUCUUUCGAUCUUGGAGUAUCGUCACCGUCAGAUGUAAAUAAAGUCAGCAAAAGCGCCGGAUACCUAAAGAACAAAUCACUUCGUUGCAAAUUCUGCGGUGACAUUCAUGAAUUUGCAAAAAGAAACUGUCCAGCAUUCGGUAAACGUUGUCAUCGCUGCAAAAGAAAGAACCAUUUCGAAAAAGUGUGCAAGGCAACGGGAAACGCAAAAAACCGGAAGUCGAGUCGCAUUAAAGAAGUAAAGGAAAACGAUGAAUUCGAGGAGGAUUCCGAAAGUGAUUCUUCAUCAGAAGAAGAGGAAUAUGAAAUAGGAAAAAUCUACGAUAAUUCUUCUACCGGGGGAAGUGUUUUGGCAGAACUGAACUUGAAGUUCAAUGAUAAGUGGAGAAAAGUGAUUUGCGAACUUGAUACAGGGGCAAACACUAGUCUGAUAGGACAUGAUUAUCUUAUCAAAUUGUCAGGUCAGAAGAAUCCACCAUUGCUUCCAUCGAAGUUACAACUGCAAAGCUUUGGUGGUAACCCCAUCAAGGUACUGGGUCAAGUAAAAAUACCAUGUCGACGGUUGGAGAAGAGAUUCCUACUGAUGCUUCGAGUUGUGGAUGUAGAUCAUCGUCCAUUGCUUUCCGCCAGAGCUUCUUGUGAACUUGGUCUAGUGAAGUUUUGUAAUGCAGUUAGCUUCGGAGAACCAAUGACAUCGACGAAAUCAAGCCAGAGCACAGAACAACUGUUCAAUAUCUAUCGCGUAAAGGCUAAAGAGAUUAUCGACAGUCACCAACUGCUGUUUUCUGGUUACGGGAAAUUUCCCGGCACAGUUUCUUUGGAAGUAGACGACUGCAUCAUUCCAUCGAUUCAAACACCUCGACGAGUGCCCAUCGCAUUGCGAAGCAAACUAAAAAAAGAGUUGGAUAAGCUUGAACAAGAAAGAAUCAUUGUCAAGGAAACUAAACACACCGAGUGGGUUAGCAAUAUAGUUAUUGUCCAGCGGGGAGGACCCGGUUCCAAAUUUCGUAUCUGCUUGGAUCCCGUUUUGCUCAAUAAAGCAUUUGUGUUUAUUACGUUGGACGAAGUACUACCCGAGUUAGGCAAGGCAAGAGUAUUCACCACCAUAGAUACGAAAAAAGGGUUCUGGCACGUUGUGUUGGAUGAGGCUUCCAGUAAACUCACCACAUUCUGGACACCUUUUGGACGAUACCGUUGGAUACGCCUUCCAUUUGGUGUCGCACCUGCUCCUGAAAUCUUCCAAAUCAAGUUGCAAGAGGUGAUUCAAGACUUAAAAGGUGUCGAAUGUAUUGCAGAUGAUUUGCUCGUUUAUGGAGCCGGUGAUACGUUGGAGCAAGCAUUGAUGGAUCACAACAUUUGCUUGGAGAAACUACUAUGUCGUUUGGAGCUCAAUAAUGUCAAAUUGAAUAUUGCGAAACUAAAGUUAUGUGAACGUUCAGUGAAGUUUUAUGGUCAUAUUCUCACCGAUGAAGGUCUGAAGCCAGAUGAAAACAAAAUUGCGGCAAUACGUGAUUUCCCACGACCACUAAACCACAAAGAAGUACAUAGAUUUGAGGGAAUGGUAACAUAUUUAGGCCGUUUCAUCAGUAACCUCAGUGCCAGUUUGACUAAUCUACGCAAAUUGAUUCUAAAAUCAGUUCCAUGGCAAUGGUCAUCUAUCGAAGAAGAAGAGUUCAAUAGAGUGAAAUCCAUAGUUUCGAAUAUUAAAACACUGCGAUACUAUGAUGUCAACGAACCAUUAACUAUCGAGUGUGAUGCAAGUAGCAUUGGACUUGGAGUUGUAGUGUACCAGAAGAAUGGAAUAGUCGGGUACGCGUCCAGAACACUUACAGUUACUGAAAAAAAUUAUGCGCAAAUCGAGAAGGAGCUACUAGCGAUACUAUUUGCGUGCAUCAGAUUUGACCAAUUAAUAGUGGGUAACCCGAAAGCGACAGUGAGAACUGAUCAUAAGCCUCUCAUUAGUGUGUUUAACAAACCUCUCCUCUCAGCACCUCGUCGGUUGCAACACAUGUUGCUAAAUCUGCAGCGGUACAAUCUUUCAAUCGAGUUCGUUACCGGCAAGGAGAAUGUUGUUGCUGACGCGUUGUCACGAGCUCCACUUCGAACCUCAGAUACACAAGACGAAUAUAAGAAGCUUGACAUCUUCACUAUUUUCGAGGAUAUCCAAGGAUUAAAACUCACCAACUUCUUGAGUGUGUCUAGUUCGAAAUUAAACGAAAUAAUGAGAGAAACUGAAAGAGACCAACAUAUGCAACUAAUCAUCAAGUACAUUCAACAUGGGUGGCCUAAAACCGUCGACCAGGCUCCGGACAUAGCGAAGCUAUACUUCAACUAUCGGAAUGAGCUGUCUACUCAGGACUCACUGGUUUUUCGCAACGAUCGCAUCGUUGUACCUCAUUCUCUGCGCAGAAUGUUGAUUGAUUGCUGUCAUGCAAGCCAUAACGGCAUCGAAGCUACUUUGCGACUCGCUAGAGCUAACCUUUUUUGGCCAGAGUGGGACUUCGAGCACGUUACAUCAGCGUCACAUCAUCAGCAAUGCACUGGAAAAGCUGAAGCAGCAGUGAAAAUAGCGAAACAACUCAUGAAGAAAGCAGAAGAAAGUGGCAACGAUUUUUGGUUCUCGUUGUUGCACUGGAGAAAUAUCCCCAAUAACAUUGGAUCCAGUCCAGCAUCUCGGUUGUUGUCUCGCUUCACAAGAUGCAGUGUUCCAACAGCUGCAACUAAUUUGGUACCAAAGGUAGAAGAAGAUGUACCAACUAAAAUAGAGGCAAAUCGUAAGCGCACAAAGCUAAACUACGACAGAAAAGCACGAGCAUUACCUGAGCUACAGAUUGGUUCUCCUGUCUACGUGCAAUUGAAUCCGGAAACAUCCAAAAUAUGGUCAAAAGGGAGAAUCACCAACCGUUUCAAUGAGCGCUCGUAUACAGUGAAUGUAUGUGGAAAUGAUUAUCGUCGCUCACUGGUUCACUUGAAGCCGCGUAAGGAACCUAAUACGCUGCCAAUCGAUCAAUCGUCAUCCUGCUCGCAGCAUCCACUUAAAGCCCAGGAAGGCACAGGUGGUGUUCCAGAUAGGGGGAUGAUGAGCAGUCCAAUAGGCAUCAUGCACGCCACCACGCAAGCUGCGUCUCCAGAUACCGUACGGUACGCACUGAUCACACGAAGACACAUUAGUCUGUACAUGCUCUCCAGCAAUUUUUCGUUGUGUUUCACCCGAAGUGCCGACGCCCAUACCGGGCUGCCGUACCUGAAGAUCGAAAUUGCCACUCCUGCGUUUUCUAGAACGCACCGGCGAGCUAUUAGGCAUCUUCGCGAGAGCCAUUGA
Molecule: messenger RNA, 3972 nt
Organism: Malaya genurostris
Lineage: Eukaryota; Metazoa; Arthropoda; Insecta; Diptera; Culicidae
Exons: 4
Coding region: 1-3972 (1323 amino acids)
Source: RefSeq, a predicted model, not a curated record